Necator americanus (New World hookworm) is the source of this 753-nucleotide messenger RNA. RefSeq lists its product as uncharacterized. NCBI's taxonomy places the organism in Eukaryota, Metazoa, Nematoda, Chromadorea, Rhabditida, Ancylostomatidae. Gene Ontology annotation, biological process: intracellular protein transport; endoplasmic reticulum to Golgi vesicle-mediated transport; Golgi organization. Gene Ontology annotation, cellular component: COPII-coated ER to Golgi transport vesicle; endoplasmic reticulum; endoplasmic reticulum-Golgi intermediate compartment. The record is from RefSeq and is a predicted model, not a curated record. The coding region runs from base 1 to 753 and encodes 250 amino acids. The transcript is spliced from 11 exons.
AUGUUCUAUGAGUUCUGGAAUCUUUUACGAUUCUCGUUUCUUUGGCUGGUCAUAGUACGAUGCAAUGUGCAUAAUAAGAUGUUGUGUUGUCCGCAUUACUUGAAUCUUUGGGUGAGUCUUGUGCAAAUUACAUUGAACGUUCAAGUGGAAUCAGGCAAGGUAGAAUGUUUCUACGUGCCCAUUCUAAAGUCUACAUACAGAGCUUUGGAGCUCAACUAUCGAGUUGUAAAAGGAUCUGCGGGAAAUAGAGACAUCACUCUUGUUGUACGCGAUCCACGAGCGGUAGAAGUAAUAUCGGACCAAAGAUUGAACUUCCAUAGCCAUCGCGUCGUUAUCGGUGAUUUUCCUGGUUCUCUUGGAGAUUACACUCUAUGCUUGGAUAACAGUUACAGUUAUGAAAAUAAAGUGGUUGCAUUCGCCAUAUACUUACUUAAUGAGAAAGGCGAGUAUAUUGGAGAAGAAGCUACUAUGACACAGAAUAACGCCUUGAACGUCGCAAUGGAAGUAUUCGAGUCCUCUACGCGCCAUGUUAAGUCGAACUUGAACAAAGCUGAAAGUGAGAUGAAUGUAAUGCGCACCGUCAGCCUCGCUGACCGCUCUGUUGCAGAGGAAAACUUCGAGAAAGUAAAUUGGUAUGGCACGGUUAACACUUGUGUCAUGAUCAUUGCUGCUAUCAUCCAGGUAUACCUGAUCAGAAGCUUACUCACAGAUGAAUCCAGUGUUGGUAAACUUCUACGUAAAGGACGACUCUGA